Mus caroli (Ryukyu mouse) is the source of this 1811-nucleotide messenger RNA. RefSeq names its product F-box only protein 5. Gene Ontology annotation, cellular component: nucleus. The record is from RefSeq and is a predicted model, not a curated record. NCBI's taxonomy places the organism in Eukaryota, Metazoa, Chordata, Mammalia, Rodentia, Muridae. Gene Ontology annotation, molecular function: protein binding. Gene Ontology annotation, biological process: regulation of mitotic nuclear division; negative regulation of meiotic nuclear division.
ACCAGCUGGCGCCUUUUAAGAGCUACGGCUCGGCGCAUUGUCAGGCCGGCCACCUUUUUCCUGUGGUCGCCGCCAUCUCCCCUGCAUUGGAGCCCGAGUUUUGCGGCAUGAGCCGGCGCACCUGCAGUGAUCUGCGCCGGCCGUCCUCCUGUCCCUGCGGUCUUGGCGUGCGGACUACAGUGGACAGUUGUGAAGAAGAAAGCCCUGUUCUUUCUGUUACAAUGAAGUGUUUUAAUUGCAACCCUGAGCUUUCUGAGCUUGAAGUGGUGAAACCUGAGGACAGUGGGAUAGAAGGUUCCUACAGUCCCGUGUGUUUGGAACCUUCCUGUAAGGACUGUGUUAGAAACCAUGAGAGGUUGUCUUUCAUCAAGUCACCAAUUGUGGGACAUGAUAACAAGGAAAAUCAACGUGUACAAAACACACUAGAUAGUUCAAACGAAACAGAAGAACUAGAGGCCAGUAGAGUGUAUGAGGACAGUGGCUAUUCAUCAUUCACACAAAGUGACCGUGACAAUGGCAUUCUUAUCCUGGAGAAAUUCAGAAACAGUCCCCAGGCCCAUCUGCUGCCAUCACAGAGCCCAGACCAGCAUCCCAACAAAACCCUGCUGCCUGUCCUGCAUUUUGAAAGAGUGGUUUGCUCGACAUUAAAAAAGAAUGGCAAACGAAACUCUAAAGUGGAUCGAGAAAUGCUGAAGGAAGUUAUUGCCAGCGGAAACUUUAGACUGCAAAAUAUAAUUGGCAAGAAAAUGGGCCUGGAACACCUAGAUAUCCUGGCUGAGCUCUCCCGGAGGGGAUUUAUGCACCUGUUGGCUAAUAUUUUGACUAAGCUCAGCGGCAUGGACUUAAUAAAUCUGUCUAAAGUGAGCAGAAUUUGGAAGAAGAUCCUGGAAACCAAUGAGGGAGCGUUCCAGCUCUACAGCAAAACCAUGCAGAGAGUCAUUGAGAGCAGUAAGUUGUCACUACAGGCUACAACUAGAGGAUAUGUUGUGGGCAGAGCUGCACUAACUUCUGUUCAAAAGUCAUCAACCUGGACACCUCCCAAAAAAGAUGUUCAAAUCAAGUCCUCCAGUCAGCGUGGUCAGACAGUGUCUACCUUCAGCCGGCACAAUGAGUUCGUGGAGGUGGCAAAGACAUUGAAGAACAACGAAAGCCUCAAAGCCUGUGUUCGCUGUAAUUUCCCUGCAAAAUAUGACCACUAUUUAGAGCGAGCAGUCUGCAAACGGGAAAGCUGUCAAUUUGAAUAUUGUACAAAGUGUCUGUGUGCUUACCAUAACAACAAAGACUGUUUGAAUGGCAAGAUCCUAAAAGCCAGCUGUAAAGUGGGUCCUUUGCCUGGAACUAAAAAGAGUAAAAAGAACUUACAAAGAUUGUGACCUUUAAUAGAUCAACUGUAGAUCUUGGCUACUUUAAAAAGAAAAAAAAAACUUCAACUCUAAUUUAAGAAAGUAAAAAUAAUUAUGAUGCCUUUUGUAAAUAGAGAAAUUAAUUGUCCAUAAAAUGCCAAGAUUGACUUAUGAAAAACAACCUGGAUAUCUAUAUUAGAUACUAAGAUAAAAUCGAUUGGACUUUUGGCAAGGGAGGGUUGGGGUCUUUUUUUAUGGAGUCUUGAGAACAUUUGCUUCAGUAUCCAAGAUUCGCUUUACCAGAUUUGUAUCAUACUUCUAUCAACUUGAGUCUGUCCAUUUAAAUGUUUGUCAAUGUGAGUUUUUUUAUAUCUGUAAAUACCUGUUUUCAAAUGCCAAAUAAAAUAAGCACACAUAAUUUUGUUUAGUUACAAUAAAAUUGUUAGAGGUGUAAAAAAAAAAAAAAAA